AUAUUGUUCAGCCCCCGAUAAUUGGAGCUUAUCCUGACCAAGGAAUUGUUGAACCAGAAAUUCAUCAAGAAAUAAAUUUCACAGAAGAAAAUUUAGAAGAAAUAAAUUUAGACGGAAUUUUAGACGUACUAACAGAAGCACAAGAAGGAGUAAAUUUUCAAGAAGGAUUAGAAGAAGAAAAAGUACACUCAGAACCAGAAUCAGAAGGAACUAUAGAAAACGAAGAAUCAGAACCAGAAAUAAACAUGGGAGAUCAAGCUUUACAAGAUGCUGCACAAGCUAUAAAUGCUCUUGCUGCUGCCCUUGGACAAGGUGGUGAAAAAUCCCUAAUCAAAAUCGACUUUUAUCAUGGUGAUGGAACUCAGGACCCAGUUACCUGGGUUGAGGAAUUUGAACGAGCUGCCAAGGCCAACCAUUGGAGCCCUGCUCGCCAAUUGGAGUUAGCUGCUGCUUAUAUGAAGGACAAUGCCCAGGAAUGGUUCUCUAGCCUUGCUAAUGCCCCAACUCAUUUCCAUCAUAACCGGCAUGGCCAGAAUGUAAAUGGUGUUAAUAUCUAUAGCUUUACUCACCUGUUCAAAGAAAAAUUUAGCACUACCAAGCAAAAGGCUGCUUGGCAGAAACAACUUUUUGAAAUCAAACAAGGCACAGACACUGUUGAUACUUACGUUAGCCGCUUUAAACAACUAAAAGGACAUGUGGACCCUCUUAAUAACUUCCCAGCUGCUGUUAUGAUCCAGUUCUUUAUCCAAGGAUUACGACCCGAAUAUGCUAUGAAUGUCCAAGCUGCUGAACCUGCUAACUUGGGUGCUGCUAUUACUGAGGCACGUAAAUGGGAAACAGGACGAAUGAUGGCCUCUGAACAUAAUGCCAAUAAUACCAACCAAGCCAUUGAGCGCCUUACUGAACAAAUUGCCAAGCUCAGUAUAAAUCUCGCUGAAAAACAAGCUGCUCCUCCUACCACUACUUCUGUCUACUACACUGACCAAAACAAGGACCGACCUCAAUCCAAUGCUGGAAAUGCCACAUGCUAUUAUUGUGGACAAAAGGGACAUUUCAUCUGGAAUUGCCAUACUCGAUACCAGGACAACAGGAAGGACUACCAGGGAUACCAAUCCCGAGGCAGAAGCAAUCCAGAUCCAGAAACAGAAGCCAAUCUAGGGAUAGAAAUUAUAAUCGUUCUGGAUAUGAUCGAUCCAGGAGCCGAAGCCAGUCUC
Molecule: messenger RNA, 1214 nt
Organism: Paraglomus brasilianum
Lineage: Eukaryota; Fungi; Glomeromycota; Glomeromycetes; Paraglomerales; Paraglomeraceae
Source: the annotation of a GenBank genome assembly